Acomys russatus (golden spiny mouse) is the source of this 1335-nucleotide messenger RNA. It is a transcript of the gene Eral1, whose product is annotated as Era like 12S mitochondrial rRNA chaperone 1. Gene Ontology annotation, cellular component: mitochondrial matrix. Gene Ontology annotation, biological process: ribosomal small subunit assembly. NCBI's taxonomy places the organism in Eukaryota, Metazoa, Chordata, Mammalia, Rodentia, Muridae. The transcript is spliced from 10 exons. The record is from RefSeq and is a predicted model, not a curated record. Bases 1 to 1314 code for a protein of 437 amino acids. Gene Ontology annotation, molecular function: rRNA binding; GTP binding; ribosomal small subunit binding.
AUGGCUACCCCCAGGCGGCAGUGCGCUGUGCUCGUUCGGGCUUUGUUGGGGGUCUGGCAGGUGGGCCGGCGUGCAGGGACGGUGUGGGUUUCUCCGCCCGGCUCGCUCCUCGGUAACCAGGUGAGGUGCGUGUCCCGUGUCGUGGGCGCCGCUUCCUCUGGUCCCCUCCUGGCCUCGGCAUCAAGUCGUUACGGUCAGGACUCCGCCUUGGACCGUAUCCUUGGAUUCCCUCAGCCUGACAGGUCGUUGGCUCCGAGCAUCCCCGCGGUGUCGGUGCACAGAGAAGAGCAGAAUGUGCUCUUGGUCCAUACUCCCGACAUGCCUGAGAAUCCACGGGUCCUCCGAGUGGUCCUCCUGGGAGCCCCAAAUGCAGGGAAGUCAACACUCUCCAAUCAGCUGCUGGGCCGUAAAGUGUUUCCUGUCUCAAAGAAGGUUCACACCACUCGAUGUCAAGCUCUGGGGGUCAUCACAGAGAAGGAGGCCCAGCUGAUUCUGCUUGACACACCUGGCAUCAUCAAUCCUGUUAAACAGAAGAGGCACCAUCUGGAACUCUCUUUGUUGGAAGAUCCAUGGAAGAGCAUGGAAUCUGCUGACCUUGUUGUGGUUCUUGUGGAUGUGUCAGACAAGUGGACCAGGAGCCAGCUAAACCCCCAGGUGCUGCGCUGCUUGACCCAGUUCUCCCAGGUCCCGAGCAUCCUUGUCUUAAACAAGGUGGAUUGCUUGAAGCGGAAGUCAGUUCUUCUAGAGCUGACAGCAGCCCUCACAGAAGGCGUAGUCAACGGGAAGAAGCUCAGUAUCCAGCCGGCCUUGCACUCACGCCCUGGCACCCACUCCCCCAGCCCUGCCACUCAGGACCCGAAUAUACACGCAGGGAGAAACCCUCAGAGAAUUGGAUGGCCCCACUUCCAGGAGAUCUUCAUGUUAUCUGCACUAAACACCAAGGAUGUGAACACAUUAAAGCAGUACCUUCUGGCACAGGCCCGGCCAGGACCCUGGGAGUUCCACAGUGGGGUCCUCACUAGCCAGACCCCUGAAGAGAUCUGUGCUAAUACAAUCCGAGAGAAGCUGCUAGAGCAUCUGCCUGAAGAGGUGCCCUACUGUGUGCAGCAGAAGACAGUGAUCUGGGAGGAAGGACCAAGUGGGGAGCUAGUGAUCCAUCAGAACCUUCUGGUGCCCAAAGAAUCUCACGUGCGGAUCCUGAUUGGUCAGAAGGGCCUCUUGAUCUCCCAGAUUGCACAGGAAGUGAGCCGAGACCUUAUGGACAUCUUCCUCUGUGACGUUCACAUCCACCUCUCUGUGAAACUUCUCAAAUGACCGUUCGCUGCUGCUACUCCC